This is a messenger RNA of Sphenostylis stenocarpa, 1164 nucleotides long. The record is from the annotation of a GenBank genome assembly. NCBI's taxonomy places the organism in Eukaryota, Viridiplantae, Streptophyta, Magnoliopsida, Fabales, Fabaceae.
AUGUUGUGCGUCAACACCGCCUUCACCUCUUUCAUACCCAGAAAACCAACUUUCGUUUUCUCCUCCAAAUCAACCACCCCAAUUUCCUGCACCCUCCAAGGAACCGUCACUGAACCAAAGUUCACGGCUGCUGCUGAGCCGCUUUUGCUUAAUGCAGUUCGUGGGGUAGAAGUUGAAAGACCGCCGGUUUGGCUUAUGAGGCAAGCAGGGAGGUACAUGAAGAGUUACCAAACCAUCUGUGAGAAAUAUCCUUCAUUCCGUGAGAGAUCUGAAAAUGUGGAUCUUGUGGUGGAAAUUUCCCUGCAACCAUGGCAUGUUUUCAAGCCUGAUGGAGUGAUUUUAUUCUCAGAUAUUCUUACCCCACUUUCUGGAAUGAAUAUACCCUUUGAUAUUGUGAAGGGUAAGGGUCCUGUCAUAUUUGAUCCUAUUCACACAGAUGCCCAGGUCGAUGAAGUGAGAGAGUUUGUUCCUGAAGAAUCAGUUCCAUAUGUUGGUGAAGCACUGACAAUUUUGAGGAAAGAGGUGAGUAAUAAAGCUGCAGUUCUUGGUUUUGUUGGGGCUCCUUUCACGCUGGCAUCAUAUGUGGUUGAAGGUGGUUCAUCUAAAAACUUCUCUAAAAUAAAAAGAUUGGCUUUCUCUGAAUCCAAGAUCCUGCACUCAUUACUACAAAAGUUUACGACGUCAAUGGCAAGAUACAUUCAAUACCAAGCUGACAAUGGAGCUCAAGCUGUUCAGAUCUUUGAUUCAUGGGCAACAGAACUUAGUCCAGUGGAUUUUGAAGAAUUCAGUUUGCCUUACUUGAAGCAGAUUAUUGAUACUGUGAAGAAAAGCCAUCCAAAUCUCCCUUUGAUCCUCUAUGCUAGUGGAUCUGGGGGCUUGCUUGAAAGACUAGCUUUGACAGGGGUGGAUGUGGUUAGCUUGGAUUGGACUGUUGAUAUGGCUGAUGGUAGGAGACGACUGGGACCAAAUAUAGCUGUCCAGGGAAAUGUGGACCCUGGUGUUCUUUUUGGUUCGAAAGAGUUCAUCACUGAUCGGAUCAAUGAUACUGUGAGAAAAGCAGGUAGAGGCAAACAUAUCUUGAAUCUUGGUCAUGGCAUUAAAGUAGGUACGCCUGAGGAGAAUGUUGCACAUUUUUUUGAGGUUGCUAAAUCAGUUAGAUACUAA